AAUUCAUCACCUCUAAACAACAGGAAACACACCCAAUGAUUUCAUUAAAAUCAAGAGCAUUUUCACAACGCACGGAGCCUCUGGUCCCUCUCACAAUGAAGCUGCCGGCUCUGAUUGAUCUGAGUCUCAUAUUGAUCCUGACCUCCUAUUCAAAAGGUCAAGACUGGACUAUUAAUGUCACUCAACACUAUAAUGCAACAAAGAACUCAACUGUGACCAUACUGUGCACAUUUACUUAUCCGAACGAAUACCACACCGAUGCUGUUCAGGUUUACUGGAAAAAACCUGGGAAAAGCAGCUUCAAUACCGGAGACAAGGACACCAACCAGUUUGUCUUUCACACGAAUGAAAAGUUAGUGGAGAAGAAAUACAGAGGAAGGACCAAGCUCAUUGGAGAAAAAGAUAACGGAAACUGCUCCCUCAGGAUUCAGAAUGUCAUGGAUAAUGAACAGAGUCUCUAUAUGAGAAUUAUCGCAAAUGGUCAAAACUACAGCUUCAAAAGGGAACCUGUGUCCAUUUCAGUGUCUGGUGUUGCAACUGUUGUUCUCAGCCAAGGUACGAACCCCCCAUUAUUCACCGCCGCAACCCCACGCAUGCAUGGGAACAACUUACCCAUGUAUGCAGCCAUCAUUGUUCCACUUUCUUUUCUUCUCCUCGUUGUCGUCGUCGGUGCUGCAGUUUGCAGUCACAAAAAGUGCAAAAGCUUUACUCCUUUUUACAGGUCACAAUCUUUAACCAGGGAGGAAUCUGGAUACUAUGCAAAUUUUAGCAGAGCAUCAGAUGACCCAGCCCAAAGAGAAGCAUCCUGCAAUAUUCAACAAAACAAAACAUUUUCUGAACCGAAUAUUAUUGAUGAGCCCAUCUACGUCAACACCGAGGUCCUUACAGGUCAGAUGGAUGAGGAUGACAUACACAAUGUUUACGGAAAUGUAGAUUACUCAUAAUAGCACAAGAGCUGAAUCUCGUAAAUCUAUUUGGUCUUAAACUUUUGCCUCAAAUGCAACCUUUGAAUUCUGCAUCGUUUUGUGUUUUGUUCAUGUCUGUGAAACAUCCUCUCUAGGCUAUGAAAGAUAAACUGUGUGUCAUAAUGUUAUUGCAGAACAAACAACUACAGGGUUAUUAUUUAUUAUUUUCUGGCUCACUGUUGCAAAGAUUGCGAGAGGCCACCCAGGAAAGGUUUUAAAAUGUGUGUGUUUUGUAAUACCCAGAUGUUCCCUACAAAAAAAACGGCCUGUUAUCGUGUCAGCAUGUUCCUUACUAGACCUAAAUAGAUGCAGACUCUCACGUACUCGCCCAGUUCUGCUUCAAGGACCCUGAAUGACCACAAAGAUACUCAAAUUCACUAAAAAGAGACAUAAAUAGAGCAUUAAAGGCUCAAUAUUAUAAAGACAACAUGUCUUUAUGAUUUGUAGUAACUUCAUGACUUUUUCAGUUUGGUUGUCUUGUCAUUUUUAUGUGUGUCUGUUACUCCUGUGUCCAGAUGUUUAUUUUCUUAUCAUUUCUUCACGGCUGUAGACUAACAGGAGUAACAAAUAGCAGGUAUUUAUUUACAUUAUUUCAUAUUAUAAAAUUUAAGUUGUUUGGCAGUCAUGUAAGAAAGUAUAACAAUUAAUAAUGUACAGUCUGUUAUAGCAAAGACCUGUUUAAAAUAAAAGUAGUUUUAGUUUGAAAUUCCCUUUUGUGUUUUUAGUGGGCAGUGUUUCCUUCCACUUUACAUAUAUACACGUAGGUACCAUAGAAUGAUAGGUUAUAGUCUGUUGGUUUUUUUUAUAGAAUCUUUUUAUGGUUUAAUUUUAGUUUUUUUUGUUGUGAGCACUAAAGCACCAGCCUUUUUUCUGUGGAAAUGAUUCAUGUGAUCUAAGUUAUUCUAAAGCAAGAGGCUUCAUCGUAUGACUGCAUAACCUCUCCUGAUCUUUUGGGUUUGUUUGCGUUUUUCUUUCUCAAUUUAUUUGCAAAAUUAACUUCCUGUUUCACCUCUGCUCUGGCUGAAACUUCUGUUUUCUUACAUGCUGUUUUCUUCUAUAAAUUCAGUCUUAUAUCCAGAGAUUAAGUUAUUACCUGUUGUGUGAUGUUUAAUGACAUUAUCAAAGUAAAAACGGUUUAAAGGGAAA
Messenger RNA from Hippoglossus stenolepis (Pacific halibut), 2111 nucleotides. RefSeq names its product sialic acid-binding Ig-like lectin 5. The coding region runs from base 36 to 944 and encodes 302 amino acids. Lineage: Eukaryota; Metazoa; Chordata; Actinopteri; Pleuronectiformes; Pleuronectidae. The transcript has 9 exons. The record is from RefSeq and is a predicted model, not a curated record.